Octodon degus (degu) is the source of this 6262-nucleotide messenger RNA. RefSeq names its product transcription factor 20 (gene Tcf20). Gene Ontology annotation, biological process: regulation of transcription by RNA polymerase II. Lineage: Eukaryota; Metazoa; Chordata; Mammalia; Rodentia; Octodontidae. The record is from RefSeq and is a predicted model, not a curated record. The transcript has 7 exons. Bases 76 to 6000 code for a protein of 1974 amino acids. Gene Ontology annotation, cellular component: nucleus.
CCGGCGGAGGCCGCGGGCUGGGGCGGGGGGCUCCUACAGGAGGGCUGUUGGCCUGCUGCUGUGCUGCUGAACAGUAUGCAGUCCUUUCGGGAGCAAAGCAGUUACCACGGAAACCAGCAGAGCUACCCACAGGAGGUACACGGCUCAUCCCGGAUAGAAGAGUUCAGCCCUCGCCAGGCCCAAAUGUUCCAGAAUUUUGGGGGUGCAGGUGGCAGUAGUGGUGGCAGUGGUGGCAGCAGUGGUGGUGGACGACGAGGAACAGCGGCUGCUGCUGCUGCAGUGAUGGCUAGUGAGACCUCUGGUCACCAGGGGUACCAGGGGUUCAGGAAAGAGGCUGGAGAUUUUUACUACAUGGCAGGCAACAAAGACCCCGUGGCAACAGGAACCCCACAGCCUCCUCAGCGAAGGCCUUCUGGGCCCGUGCAGAGCUAUGGACCCCCCCAGGGGAGCAGCUUUGGCAAUCAGUAUGGGAGUGAGGGUCAUGUAGGCCAGUUUCAAGCACAGCACUCUGCUCUUGGUGGUGUGUCUCAUUAUCAGCAGGAUUACACGGGGCCUUUUUCUCCUGGGAGUGCUCAGUACCAACAGCAGGCUUCCAGCCAACAGCAGCAGCAAGUACAGCAGUUGAGACAACAGCUUUACCAGUCUCAUCAACCUUUGCCACAAGCUGCGGGUCAGCCCACCUCUGGCUCGUCCCAUCUACAACCAAUGCAGCGGCCCUCAACUCUGCCAUCCUCUGCUGCUGGCUACCAAUUAAGAGUGGGUCAGUUUGGCCAACAUUACCAGUCUUCUGCUUCUUCCUCUUCUUCCUCCUCCUUCCCUUCACCACAGCGUUUCAGUCAGUCUGGACAGAGCUAUGAUGGUAGUUACAAUGUGAAUGCUGGCUCCCAGUAUGAAGGGCAUAAUGUGGGCUCUAGUGCACAGGCUUAUGGAACACAGUCAAAUUACAGCUACCAGCCUCAGUCUAUGAAAAAUUUUGAACAGGCAAAGAUUCCACAAGGGACCCAGCAGGGACAGCAGCAGCAGCAAACACAGCCGCAGCAGCAGCAACAGCAGCAGCAACAACAACAGCAACAACAGCAGCAGCAGCAGCAUCCCCCUCAGCAUGUAAUGCAGUAUACCAAUGCUGCCACUAAACUGCCCCUGCAAAGCCAGGUGGGGCAGUAUAGCCAGCCUGAGGUUCCUGUGAGGUCCCCCAUGCAGUUUCACCAGAACUUCAGCCCCAUCUCUAACCCAUCUCCAGCUGCCUCUGUGGUUCAGUCUCCAAGCUGCAGUUCCACCCCCUCUCCUCUUAUGCAGAGUGGGGAGAAUCUCCAGUGUGGGCAAGGCAAUGUGUCCAUGAGUUCCAGAAACAGAAUUUUACAGUUAAUGCCUCAACUUAGUCCAACACCAUCAAUGAUGCCCAGUCCUAAUUCUCAUGCUGCGGGAUUCAAGGGGUUUGGGCUAGAAGGGGUACCAGAAAAGCGGCUGACAGAUCCUGGGUUGAGUAGUUUGAGUGCUCUGAGUACACAAGUGGCCAACCUUCCGAAUACUGUCCAGCACAUGCUACUUUCUGAUGCCCUCACUCCCCAGAAGAAGACCUCCAAGAGGCCUUCCUCAUCAUCCAAGAAAGCAGACAGCUGCACAAACUCUGAAGGCUCCUCACAGCCUGAGGAACAGCUGAAGUCUCCGAUGGCAGAGUCCUUAGACGGAGGCUGCUCCAGCAGUUCAGAGGACCAAGGCGAGAGAGUGAGGCAGUUGAGCGGCCAGAGCACCAGCUCUGACACCACCUACAAGGGCGGAACCUCAGAGAAAGCUGGCGCCUCACCAGCACAAGGCGCUCAGAAUGAGCCCCCAAGACUGAGUGCCAGUCCUGCAGCUAGAGAAGAGGCUGCUUCGCCAAAUGCUAAGGAUACCCCACUGUCAUCUGAGGGGAACCCAAAAGUCAAUGAGAAGACAGUUGGGGUGAUUGUGUCCCGGGAAGCUAUGGCAGGUCGGGUAGAAAAGUCUGGUGGACAGGAUAAAGGGUCCUCAGAGGAUGAUCCUGCCGCCACACAGCAGCCACCCAGCAAUAGUGGGGCAAAGGAAGCCAGUCACACAUCACUUUCCCAACCAGAGCCUACAGGAGGGAGCAAAGGGAACAAGAAUGGUGACAACAGCUCCAACCACAAUGGAGAAGGAAAUGGGCAGCCUGGCCACCCCACAGUGGGCCCUGGUUUCACAGGCAGGACUGAGCCCAGCAAGUCUCCUGGAAGCCUGCGCUACAGCUACAAAGAGAGUUUUGGGUCAUCUAUACCACGAAAUGUUGGUGGCUUUCCUCAGUUUCCUUCAGGGCAAGAAAAGGGGGACUUCGUUGGCCACGGGGAACGAAAGGGUAGAAAUGAGAAGUUCCCCAGCCUCCUUCAGGAAGUGCUUCAGGGUUACCACCACCACCCUGACAGGAGGUAUUCCAGGAGUGCUCAGGAGCAUCAGGGGAUGGCUGGUGGCCUGGAAGGAUCUGCAAGGCCUAAUGUCCUAGUUAGUCAAACCAAUGAAUUAGCUAGCAGGGGCCUUCUGAACAAAAGUAUUGGAUCCCUGUUAGAAAACCCUCACUGGGGACCCUGGGAAAGGAAGUCAAGCAGCACAGCUCCUGACAUGAAACAGAUCAAUCUGGCUGACUAUCCAAUUCCCAGAAAGUUUGAAAUAGAGCCUCCAGCAUCAGCUCAUGAGCCUGGGGGCUCCCUCUCUGAAAGGAGAUCAGUGAUCUGUGACAUUUCUCCUCUAAGACAGAUUGUCAGGGACCCAGGGGCUCACUCACUGGGGCACAUGGGUGCCGACACCAGAAUUGGGAGGAACGAACGUCUCAACCCAAGUUUAAGUCAGUCCGUCAUUCUUCCAGGUGGAUUGGUGUCCAUGGAAACAAAGCUGAAAUCCCAGAGCGGGCAGAUAAAAGAGGAAGACUUUGAACAAUCCAAAUCCCAAGCUAGUUUCAACAACAAGAAAUCUGGAGACCACUGUCAUCCCUCUAGCAUCAAGCAUGAGUCUUAUCGGGGCAAUGCCAGCCCAGGAGCAGCAGCCCAUGAUUCCCUUUCAGACUAUGGCCCCCAAGACAGCAGGCCCACACCAAUGCGGCGAGUUGCAGGCAGAGUUGGUAGCCGGGAGGCCAUGAGGGGUCGGUCUCCUUCUCAGUACCAUGACUUCACAGAAAAGUUGAAGAUGUCUCCUGGGAGAAGCAGAGGCCCAGGAGGAGACCCUCAUCACAUGAACCCCCACAUGACCUUUUCAGAGAGGGCCAAUAGGAGCUCUUUACAUGCUCCCUUCUCUCCCAACUCAGAAAGCCUGGCAUCUGCAUAUCACACGAACACACGGGCUCAUGCUUAUGGGGACCCUAACACAGGUUUGAAUUCCCAGCUCCACUAUAAGAGACAGAUGUACCAACAGCAGCAAGAGGAAUAUAAAGACUGGAGCAGCAGUUCUGCUCAGGGAGUAAUUGCUGCUGCGCAGCAUAGGCAGGAGGGACCUCGGAAGAGCCCACGACAGCAGCAGUUUCUCGACAGAGUACGGAGCCCUCUAAAAAAUGACAAAGAUGGUAUGAUGUAUGGCCCACCAGUUGGCACUUACCAUGACCCUGGCAUGCAGGAGGCUGGGCGCUGCCUCAUGUCCAGUGAUGGUCUGCCUAAUAAAGGCAUGGAACUGAAGCAUGGCUCCCAGAAGUUACAAGAGUCUUGUUGGGAUCUGUCUCGGCAAACUUCUCCAGCCAAAAGCAGUGGUCCUCCAGGAAUGUCCAGUCAAAAACGGUACGGACCGCCCCAUGAGACAGAUGGGCACGGCCUAGCUGAAUCUCCACAGUCAUCAAAACCUAGUAAUGUAAUGCUAAGGCUUCCUGGCCAAGAGGAUCACUCUUCUCAAAACCCCUUAAUCAUGCGGAGGCGUGUCCGUUCUUUUAUCUCUCCCAUUCCCAGUAAGAGACAGUCACAAGAUGUAAAGAACAGUAACACUGAAGAUAAAGGGCGCCUCCUUCACCCAUCGAAGGAAGGCACCGAUAAAGCAUUCAAUUCCUAUGCCCAUCUUUCUCACAGUCAGGAUAUCAAGUCUAUCCCUAAGAGAGAUUCUUCCAAGGACCUUCCAAGCCCAGAUAAUCGAAAUUGCCCUGCUGUUACCCUCACAAGCCCUGCUAAGACCAAAAUACUCCCCCCACGGAAAGGACGGGGAUUGAAGCUGGAAGCUAUAGUUCAAAAGAUCACAUCCCCAAAUAUCAGGAGAAGUGCAUCUGCAAACACCGCAGAGGCUGGGGGAGACACCGUGACACUGGAUGACAUACUGUCUCUGAAGAGUGGUCCUCCUGAGAGUGGGACAGUGGCUGCUCAGGAGGCUGAGAUGGAGAAGAGAAAAGGUGAUGUGGUGUCUGACCUAGUGGGUCCUACUAGCCAGGAGUCUAACACUGAGAAGCCUCUAGCUCGGUCUGCAGAAGAGUGGCGUGGCAGUGGGGAUGACAAAGCAAAGGCAGACACACACACAGACACAGCUCCUCCUGGGAAGGACGCCCCUGGUGCCAUGACAUCCACAACCUCACAGAAGCCUGGCAGUAACCAAGGGAGACCAGAUGGUUCCCUGGGUGGUGCAGCACCUUUAAUCUUUUCUGACUCAAAGAAUGUAGCUCCAGUGGGCAUAUUAGCCCCUGAGGCAAACCCCAAGGCUGAAGAGAAGGAGAAUGAGACAGUGACUAUUUCACCCAAACAAGAGAGUUUUCCCCCAAAGGGAUAUUUCCCAUCAGGAAAGAAGAAGGGAAGACCCAUUGGUAGUGUGAAUAAGCAAAAGAAGCAGCAACAGCCACCACCCCCACCUCCCCAGCCACCUCAGAUACCAGAAGGUUCUGCAGAUGGAGAGCCAAAGCCAAAAAAACAGAGGCAGCGGAGAGAGAGAAGAAAGCCUGGGGCCCAGCCAAGGAAACGGAAAACCAAACAAGCAGUUCCCAUUGUAGAACCCCAGGAGCCUGAAAUCAAGCUAAAGUAUGCCACCCAGCCACUGGAUAAAACUGAUGCCAAGAACAAGUCUUUUUUCCCCUAUAUUCAUGUAGUAAAUAAGUGUGAACUUGGAGCCGUUUGUACAAUCAUCAAUGCUGAAGAAGAGGAACAGACCAAAUUGGUGAGGGGCCGGAAAGGUCAGAGGUCUCUGACCCCUCCUCCCAGCAGCACCGAAAGCAAGGUGCUACCAGCUUCUUCCUUUAUGCUGCAAGGGCCUGUGGUGACAGAGUCAUCUGUUAUGGGGCACCUGGUUUGCUGUCUGUGUGGCAAGUGGGCCAGUUACCGAAACAUGGGUGACCUCUUUGGACCUUUUUACCCCCAAGAUUAUGCAGCCACUCUCCCGAAGAAUCUGCCUCCUAAGAGGGCCACAGAAAUGCAGAGCAAAGUCAAGGUACGGCACAAAAGUACUUCAAAUGGCUCCAAGACGGACACUGAAGAGGAGGAGGAGCAGCAGCAGCAGAAGGAGCAGAGGAGCCUGGCCGCACACCCCAGGUUCAAGCGGCGCCACCGCUCGGAAGACUGUGGUGGAGGCCCUCGGUCCCUGUCCAGGGGGCUUCCUUGUAAAAAAGCAGCCACUGAGGGCAGCAGUGAAAAGACUGUUUUGGACACAAAGCCCUCCAUGCCCACCACUUCAGAAGGUGGCCCCGAGCUGGAGUUACAAAUCCCUGAACUACCUCUUGACAGCAAUGAAUUUUGGGUCCAUGAGGGUUGUAUUCUCUGGGCCAAUGGAAUCUACCUGGUCUGUGGCAGGCUCUAUGGCCUGCAGGAAGCGCUGGAAAUAGCCAGAGAGAUGAAAUGCUCCCACUGCCAGGAGGCUGGCGCCACCCUGGGCUGCUACAACAAAGGUUGCUCCUACCGCUACCAUUACCCGUGUGCCAUCGAUGCAGAUUGUUUGCUUCAUGAGGAGAACUUCUCGGUGAGGUGCCCCAAGCACAAGCCCCCCCUUCCGUGCCCUCUCCCACACUUGCAGAACAAGACCUCGAAAGGCAGCCUCAGCACAGAGCAGUCGGAGCGGGGGUGAGGGGGGCAGUGCGCGUGGGAAUGGAGAGGACAGCAAGCACAGGUUAGACUGUGGAGAUGAGAAGUGGUGGACACUCACGAUGGAACGGAAAUGUCCUACUGUCAGCCACAUCCCACCCUGUCCCGCCCCGCGUGCCUGCCCAAGCCAGCACUUCCUUCCUACGUUCUCACAUCACUCAAACCAGUGACACCACAGGAAAGAAAGGCCUAAGAUGUUGGAAUGGCUGUUUCCAUGGACACAAUCUCCAUAGUGACAAUGUGGG